Molecule: messenger RNA, 7197 nt
Organism: Sphaeramia orbicularis (orbiculate cardinalfish)
Lineage: Eukaryota; Metazoa; Chordata; Actinopteri; Kurtiformes; Apogonidae
Gene: nup210
Product: nucleoporin 210
Exons: 40
Coding region: 442-6093 (1883 amino acids)
Cellular component (GO): nuclear pore
Source: RefSeq, a predicted model, not a curated record
GCACGCUGGAAGUCCAAUUAUUGCUAAUGGCGGGUAUUUGUACGAAACAUGCGCGUUUUAGGCUCCCGCUUUCUAACUGUAUGUAUUAAUAUUAUACUUGAAAAUUAAACUUAAUAACUUGUGUGUGUUUCGUUGUAGCUUUGAGGUUAAACCAUUCCGGAGACUUUAAUAAGACGACCAAAGGGCAGUGUUAUCAUCAUGUGUGUGUGUGUGUGUUCUCCAUUAACAGUAACUGACACGAACUGAAACUAACAGGAAGGCAGCGUGUUUUUGAGUUAAGAAGUAGCGAUGUUAGCCCGGAGAAAACUCAGAAAGUACUUCACGAAUGUCUAGUUAGCUAACUUAAUGGGACUGAGCCGGUUAAGCUAGUAAACAAACUUCCUUCCAUUCAUUCGACCGUUAACUCAUUUGACUGCCAGGAAAUCUGUGCAUUAAACGGAAAUGUUACCGUCCACGUUUUUAGUGUUAGUAUCUUUAAUAAAUAUCCUUCAGGUCGACAGUACCUCGAGGCUAAAUAUUCCUAAAGUGUUGUUGCCGCUAGCCAGAAGCACCAGGAUUAACUUUACACUGGAAACCACAGAGGGCUGCUACAGAUGGACCUCCACCAGACCAGAGGUAGCAAGCAUUCAGGCUGUGGAUGAAGAGAGCAGCAGAGGUUGCUCCCGGAAAGCCAUUCUCCAGGCUCUCUCCACUCAGCCCUCCAGACUAACCAGUAUCAUUCUGGCUGAAGAUGUUGUUACAGGACAGGUGCUACGUUGCGACGCUAUUGUCGACAUCAUCAGUGAAAUCCAGAUUGUGUCCACCACUAGAGAGCUACAUCUCGAAGACUCACCACUGGCUCUUAGAAUUCAUGCACUGGACUCUGAAGGAAACACCUUCAGCACCCUUGCAGGUCUUGUUUUUGACUGGACCUUAGUGAAAGAUGUAGAUGUGAAUGGAUUCUCAGACUCUUACAAUUCAUUAAGGGUCCUAAAGUUCUCAGAGUCGACAUAUACACCACCAGGAUACAUAUCUGAAAUGGAACGUGUUGGGAAACAGGGUGAUAUUAUUUUGGUGUCAGGGCUGAAAACAGGACAUGCCAAGUUGAAGGCCAAAAUACAAGAGUCAUUGUAUAAGGAUGUGGGUGCAGCUGAGGUGAGACUACUGAUUUUAGAAAACAUCUUACUGAGUCCUGCGCAUGACGUCUACUUGCUGGCGGGAACAUCCAUCCAGUACAAGGUCCUGAAGAUAAGACAGGGCACAAUUACAGAGCUCUCAAUGCCUUGUGAUCAAUAUGAGCUGCACCUUCAAAACAGUGUUAUUGGUCUUAAUGGAAACCCAGACCUUGCUGUUGCUAUUCUGGAUCAAAGUACCUCUACAGUUACAGCAAUUCAACUAGGACACAUCAAUGUGGUGCUGGACCAUAAGAGUCUACGAAUGCAAGGAGUUUCUCGCCUACCCAACAGCACGUUGUACGUUGUCGAACCAGCUUACCUCGGUUUUAAAAUUCAUCCAGGUGACACCUGGGUUCUGGAAACAGGCCGAGUAUAUGAUAUCCUGGUUGAAGUAUUUGAUAAAUCUGGCAACAAAAUUUACAUUUCAGAUAACGUCCGUAUCAGUACCGGUUUCCCUGUGGAGUACUUUGAAAUCCUGGAGUCCUCUGCAAAUGGAUCAUAUCAUCGCGUCAAAGCACUUAAAGAUGGUCUUACACUUAUUGAUGCUACCCUACAAGCUGUUGUAGAUGAAAAUGGGAACAUCCAUGCCCUCGCCAACCCAGUCCACAAUGAACAGGAUGUGGAAAUCUAUAACCCUAUAGUUCUUAAUCCGAGUAUUCUCACAUUUCCCUGGCAGCCAAAGGUUGGCGCUUAUCAGUAUACAAUAAAGGCUUCAGGAGGGAGUGGAAAUUUCAGCUGGUCUUCGUCGAAUACAGCUGUUGCCACAGUGACUGUCAAAGGAGUGAUGACAACAGUCAGUGACAUUGGCAUCAGUACAAUUUAUGCUCAUGACCUACGAAACCCACUACACUUCGGCCAGAUGAAGGUGUAUGUUGUUGAGCCUGUGGCCAUGGAUUUUGCUCCUUGCCCAGUGGAGGCCAAGAUGGACCAGGUUCUGGACCUGCCCCUUAGGAUUUUUGGCCUGUUGGAGGAGAUGGAAGAAGAUCGAGUUAUGCUGAGCGACUGUUCCCACUUUGACCUGCAGGUUGAACAGGAGAACCACGGUGUCUUCACUCUGCUAGAUGGGAGGCUGGCUCCAGGCCAGGACCACUGCAGUGGGGUGAGAGUCAAGGCCCAGGCACCAGGGUACACCAUGCUGACUGUCAGUUACACCCAUGGUAACGUCCAUCUGAGCGCCAAGAUCACCAUCGCAGCCUAUCUACCUCUUCGAGCAAUAGACCCUGUAUCCGUGGCUGUGGUGACUCUGGGAUCCUCUAAAGACAUGCUGUUUGAAGGAGGACCUCGACCUUGGGUUUUAGAGCCCUCGAAGUUUUUCUGCAACUUGAGUGCUGAGGAUGAAACCAGUGUGAGCCUCACUCUGAUCACUCAAUCCUCUCCCAACUACAAGCACCACUGGGUCAGAGCAACCUGCCGGGCCCUUGGAGAGCAGGUGCUGCAGGUGAUGGUGGGGAACAAGGCCAGUGUGACUAAUCCCUUCCCCGCUGUGGAACCAGCAGUAGUUAAGUUUGUAUGUGCUCCUCCAUCACGCCUCACCCUGGUUCCAGUGUACACUAGCCCACAGCUAGACCUCACCUGCCCACUGCUGCAACAGAACAAACAAGUGGUUCCUGUUUCAAACUACCGAAAUCCUAUUUUGGACCUUGCUGCUUUUGAUCAGCAAGGAAGGAAGUUUGAUAAUUUCAGCUCUUUAAGCAUGUUGUGGGAAUCGACCAUGGUGUCUCUGGCCAGUAUUGAACCCACUAUGCCCAUGGAGCUUCAGCUGUUGGAGGAUGACAACAAACAGAAGAAACUUCAUGGACGUCAAACUGUCCUCGUCCACCAUCAGACUGGAAUGGCUGCCAUUACAGUGACAGCUUUGGGAUACCAGGUUUUACAUCUUGCAGCGGCCAAAGUUCCCAGUCCAUAUGAUCCUUUGACUCCUGUCUCUGCCACUCUGGAGCUGCUGUUGGUAGAAGAUGUGAGAGUUUCUCCUGCCACUGUGACCAUAUACAACCAUCCAGAAGUGCGGGCAAACCUGGCCCUUCAAGAAGGUUCAGGGUACUUUUUCGUCAACACCAGUGUUAAAGGGAUUGCAGACGUGGUGUUUCAGGAGGCUCAAAGAACUGCUGAGGUUGCCCCAGUCCACUCAGGCGUGGUGAAGGUGAUGGUUCAUGAUCUUUGUCUGGCGUUUCCAGCUCCUGCCCAAUCCACAGUGCACGUUUCAGACAUUUUGGAGGUUUAUGUCAGAGUGGUUGACAAGGUGGAGAUCGGUAAAUCUGUGAGAGCUUACGUCAGAGUACUGGAUGAUAACAAAAUACCCUUCCCAGCCAGCUAUUUCAAAUUUAUGAAUCUAAAACUGAAGGCAGCUUCUGCGAUAGUCUCUCUAAAGCUAUUCGCUGAAUCUGCAGAAGAUGAUACUGCUGUUUUCCUAGUGAAAGGUGUCUCUAUUGGUCAGACCACUCUGUCAGCUGUGGUUAUGGAUAAAAAUGGGAAGAAAAUCGCAUCUCCACCUCAGCCAAUUGAGGUAUUUCCCCCAUUCAAACUCAUUCCAAGGAAAAUGACUCUGUUGAUUGGAGCUAUGAUGCAGAUCACAUCUGAGGGUGGCCCUCAGCCUCAGUCCAAUAUCCUUUUCUCCAUUUCCAAUGAGGACAUCGCUACUGUUAAUGCCACGGGCCACGUCAAAGGCGUCACUGUCGGCAAUGUCACUGUGACUGGGCUGGUUCAAGCCGUUGAUGCUGAGACAGGGAAGCUUGUCAUUGUGUCUCAGGAUCAAGUAGAAGUUGAGGUUGUACGUUUGGCAGCCAUUCGUAUCAAAGCGCCUAUUACAAGAAUGAAAACAGGAACACAGAUGCCUGUUUACGUGAUUGGUCUGACAAACAGCCAGGCACCCUUUUCCUUUGCCAACGCCGUACCUGGCCUCACCUUUCAAUGGUCCACCACCAAGAGAGACAUCCUGGAUGUACAGUCAAGACACACUGAGGCUAAUGUGGAGCUCCAGUCAGAGUAUAAUUUUGGCAUGACAGUGACUGGAAGAACAAGAGGGCGGACUGGAUUGAAGGUGGUUUUGAGAGUUAAUGACCCCACAGCUGGGCAGCUAGUGGGGGAUCUAGAGGAGCUUAAAGAUGAAAUCCAGAUCCAGGUCUAUGACAAGCUGAACAUGCUUAACCCUGAAGUUGACGCUGGUGAGAUCCUGAUGUCUCCUAACUCGGCCCUUAAAGUUCAAACCAACAGAGAUGGUGUGGGCACACUCUCCUACCAGAUGCUGCAUUUCCCUGACCAGGUUGUUAUAGCUCAAGUGGACGAUAAGGGCUUGCUCACCUCCAGCUCUCUCACUGGCAUCUCCUCUCUGCUGAUCACCUCGCAAGAGACCUUUGGUGUCAAUCAAACACUCAUCCUUGCUGUCAAGGUGGUUCCUAUGUCCUAUGUGCGAUUUAGUACCAGUCCAGUGCUCUCCAUGCCCAUCGGAGAGAGACUGAAAGCCUUCCCCCUGGGCAUUGUGCUCACCUUCACCGUUCACUUUCAUGCCAGCACUGGAGAGACUCUACACAGCUCCAAUUCCCGUGUCAUGUUUUCCACUAACAGAGACGACCUGGUGCAGGUGUCGAUUGGACCUGGUAAUCACACUCUGACAGUGAGGACACUCCACGUAGGACUCACCCUCCUGGCGGUGCGGGACAGUGAAAACAUGGCUGUGGCAGAUUAUAUUCCUCUGAAUGUGGAGCACGCCAUCCUCCCACACGAAGCCCACAGACUAGUGGUUGGAGACGUGGUCUGCUUCAGUGUCCCUCCACUCAGCCCAGAUGGUGUGCAUGGAACUUGGAGCUCCUCAUCUCAUAGUGUGCUUCAGAUGGACCCUAAAAGUGGCGCCGCAGUAGCCAGAGACUCUGGUGCAGUAACUGUGUACUAUGAGAUACCUGGUAUUUUGAGAACGUAUAGAGAGGUAGUAGUGGAAAAAUCUACAAGGACAACAACUAUGGCUCAGGCGACACCGGUCAGAAACGGCAAAGAGACAAAGGUCCACGUCACGACCAGAGAAAGAGGAACCAACGUCAUCGGAACAUGCUCCUCUGCUCAGACUGAAGCCAUUACUCAGCUGCAGCCAGAAACCUCGGUCAGCUGCCAUCUGAGCUUCACCAGUGAUGCUGUUGACUUCCCUGCUAAUGAUGUAUUCAAAACACACACCAGCUUUGACCCCAGCGUUGGCCUCUACACAUGUUCCAUGACUUUGCAGCCAAUGACCGACCAACAGACCCGUGUGCUCAGCGUGUCCAUGACCAACCUGCUGGUGAAAGCAAGCCUUGAGGGCACUGCCUUCUCUGGGGAACAGAUCAGCGCCAGGCUACCUGUAGAGCCGGGCCUCUUCUCCGACCAGACUGAGCUACUGCUCUCAAACCUCCAUCCAUCGGCUGAACUCACUGUUUAUGGUCCGACUGCUGCCCUGUCCAGCAUGGAGGUGGUGUCUACAUCUCCAAACAUUGCUGUCCAAGAGACGGAGGAGCAUGAGAACUUCCCCAGUUUUAAAAAGUACACUGUCAUUGCUGUGGCCCCUCAGGAAACAGCUUCUGCUUCUAUUUCCAUAAGGAGUUCUUCCUCUGGGCAGGGCCUCGUCAUCCCAGUCACUUUGAUUCACAUGGUUGACCCCAGUGCUGCCAAGCAAGCAGCUGCUCCUCCAGUUGUUAACAUGGAGGGGAGCCACUCCCUGCACAGCUUCAUAAACUCUUACCAGAUGAUGUUCUUCACCCUGUUCGCUCUGCUGGCUGGUACAGCUAUCGUCAUCAUCGUCCUUCAUAGUGUGUUUUCUCCAAGGGAACAAGCUUAUCAUCCUGCUUUCAUCCAGAGGACCCCACCCCUCACAGGUUUUAACUCGCCGGCAGGGAAUUCAUUCAACAGUACGAUACCUGGAACCGACCCUAACAGGAGUCCCAGGUCACGUCUCUAUUCUCCGGACUACAAGUCAUGAUAAAGCCUCGGCCCGGUCUCACCGCAGGCCUUUAAUGCAUAUUAGAUGUGCCUCUCUCCCUCAGGAUGAACGCUGUGGGCUGUGACUGCAAAUCUCAAUGUUACUGUCUUUAAAUGUUGGUACCAAUGCACAAGACGCAUAAUAUUCAGAAUCGCAGCUCAGUUCAGAGCCACUACAAUUGCAACAGGGCUCUUUUGUGUGUGUGAAUGCAGGUUUGUUUUUUUGUCCUUUGCAAUUCAAAUUAUUUUUAUACUGAACCACUUAUUAUAAGGUGUGCUUUUUUUUUUUUUUUUUUCGUUUGGAAGAGUGCUGAAAAAAAAACCAAAAGGUUGCUUCAUAUGUUGCAUUUUAUUUGUGUGUUUCUUAACAUAUUUUAGAUGUGAAAGUUGGGAACUCAGGAUGAACUAUAUUGUCAUGACAGUAAGCAAACAUCGCCUUGAAAUUGUUUAUUUUUAUUAUGACAAUAUGUCCUUUAAGUGUCCACUGAAACCGUCCUUUACUGAAUCCAUCCUCAUACGUGACGAACCCUUCAAAUGUGCAGAAUCACAGGAAAAAGGUUGAUCUUUUUCUGUUUCGGGCAUUCUGGGAGGAAUUUAGCUCCCCACUUAUUCAGCAUCACUGACUUUAUGAGCCAUAAUAAAUGUAGCUCCUGUCUAAUUAUUUAAUGUGACACAGUUAAGAUGUGAACCAUCCUUUAGGUUGUUGCUUCAUUUCAAAAGCCAUCGACUGUGACCUGACUUCUGUAAAAGCUUUUUCGUUCAGUUUCUGUUUUCGCCUGUCAGCAAUAUUAGGAAGAGAUCACUGUUGCACUGUUGAAUCGUUGGGACGUAAGCGGAGCUUUAAAUUAUAUAUGGUAUUUUGGUAUUUGAAAGCAAAUGCUGAAGGAAUUGUAUUUAUGUUAGCUAGUGAAAUCGAAGAGAAUAUGUGAUAAUCAAUAUGCAAGUUGGGUUUUGUGUUUAAUUGUCAUGCCUUAAAAUUAUCCAAACAGCUUUGUGCACAUAACCGUCCAUUUGCUUUGUGUGAAUAUGCUUUUUGCUAAUCAAAGUUUGUACUCUUUACAUUUAUGUGUAAAUAUUUGUUCUUCAAUAAAACAUUUAAAAUGAA